Xenopus laevis (African clawed frog) is the source of this 8064-nucleotide messenger RNA. It is a transcript of the gene slco3a1.S, whose product is annotated as solute carrier organic anion transporter family member 3A1 S homeolog. The transcript is spliced from 10 exons. Gene Ontology annotation, cellular component: membrane; basolateral plasma membrane; plasma membrane. NCBI's taxonomy places the organism in Eukaryota, Metazoa, Chordata, Amphibia, Anura, Pipidae. Gene Ontology annotation, molecular function: serine-type endopeptidase inhibitor activity. The record is from RefSeq and is a predicted model, not a curated record. Gene Ontology annotation, biological process: prostaglandin transport; transmembrane transport; sodium-independent organic anion transport. Bases 673 to 2796 code for a protein of 707 amino acids.
CUUGGGCUGGAACAGAAGCACAAAACAUCACCUGCAACAUUUCUAGCUACUUAGUUUUCCUUUAACUUCCUUCAACAGCAAUUACUGCACAUAGAAACAAUGCAUAUUGUAAAUUUGCUUAGGAAGAUAUUUUCUUUCAUUAAGCACAUUAGUAGUAGUAGUAGUAGUAGUAGUAGUAGUAGUAGUAGUAGUAGUAGUAGUAGUAGUAGUAGUAGUAGUAGUAGUAGUAGUGUUUAUAUUUCCUUUAACCUGGCUUGGUAUGCCCAGAAUAAGAGGGAAAUUAUUGUCUGGCCAUAGAGGAAUUCUGCUUCUAACCUGAGAAACUCCUUCUAUGCACUAGAGGGCAGCAGUGAGAGCGCUCUGUUAAUGGGAACAAGCUAGUGUGGCCUGCAGCCAUUUGCCCAGUAAUAGUGUGUGUCAGUUGUGUGAAAACUGACAGUUUGUUCUUUCCCUUCCCCUCGCCGGUCGCGUUGUGAGAAGGCGGCAGUUGCAGCAGUGGCAGCCGGCGCCGGGGAUUGGAUCAGUUGAUUGCAGAGAGAGCAGCAGCAGCAGCCGCACAGGGAGGAGGAGGAGCAGCAACAGCAGCAGCUUUAGCUCAUUCAAUUGUGGAGACAGUAGAGGGGGCUUGUGGCAGCCUGGACUCUGCUUCUUCAUCUCAUCCAGGGACGGAGGAUGUCGGGUAAAAGCAACCAGAGCUCCAGUGAAAUGAGCGGAGACCCCCAAGAGGAUGAAGCGCAGAGGAAAAAGAAGAAAAAGAAGGCAUCGUGCUUCCUCAAUAUCAAGAUCUUCCUGGUGUCCGAGUGCGCGCUGAUGUUAGCGCAGGGCACGGUAGGAGCGUAUCUGGUCAGUAUGUUAACAACACUGGAACGAAGAUUUAACCUACAGAGCGCAGACGUUGGGGUUAUCGCCAGCAGCUUUGAGAUUGGAAAUUUAGCGCUGAUACUGUUUGUUAGUUACUUUGGUGCCAGAGGACACAGACCACGGUUGAUAGGAUGUGGAGGAAUUGUUAUGGCCCUUGGAGCUCUUCUUUCAGCCCUGCCUGAAUUUCUGACCCACCAAUACAAAUAUGAACCUGGCGAGAUCCGAUGGGGUGCAGAAGGAAGAGACGUUUGUGCCAUCAAUGGUUCAGCGAGUGAUGAAAUUCCAGACCCGGAUAUAAUCUGCAGCAAUACAGCUACCACCAACAUGAUGUACUUGCUUCUGAUUGGUGCCCAGGUUCUACUUGGGAUUGGAGCUACACCCGUGCAGCCCCUUGGAGUUUCCUAUAUUGAUGACCACGUGAGAAGGAAAGACUCUUCCCUAUACAUAGGAAUACUCUUCACCAUGUUAGUCUUUGGACCAGCGUGUGGUUUUAUCUUGGGCUCCUUCUGUACGAAGAUUUACGUGGAUGCCUUUCUUACUGACACAAGUAAGCUGGACAUCACACCAGAUGACCCACGCUGGAUUGGAGCCUGGUGGGCUGGUUUUCUUCUCUGUGGCAUCUUGCUCUUCUUUUCAUCGCUCCUGAUGUUUGGCUUCCCGCAGUCCCUGUCCCCAUGCAUUGACCGUUCAGAGGAGAGUGAGCAAACCAUGUUGCCUGACGCGGAAUAUGAGAGACCCAAGCCUAGUAAUGGGGUGCUGGGACAUUCCUCUGAAACAGAUGACAACACUACCUGUUUUCAGCAACUUAGAGUGAUUCCAAAAGUGACAAAGCAUUUGCUUUCGAAUCCAGUCUUCACCUGCAUCGUUCUUGCAGCUUGCAUGGAAAUUGCAGUGGUUGCAGGCUUUGCAGCGUUCCUGGGGAAAUACCUGGAGCAGCAGUUUAACCUGACCACUUCUUCUGCCAAUCAGUUGUUAGGAAUGACAGCUAUUCCCUGUGCCUGCUUAGGCAUUUUCCUUGGUGGGCUUCUUGUGAAGAAGCUAAGCUUGUCUGCACUUGGGGCUAUCAGGAUGGCUAUGCUGGUAAACCUUGUGUCCACGGCUUGUUAUGUAUCCUUUCUCUUCCUGGGAUGUGACACAGGCCCUGUGGCUGGAGUGACUGUUCCCUAUGGAAACAUCUCCAUUCCCGGUGCCUCUGUGGAUCUCUAUGCUUCCUGCAAUACUGACUGCGAGUGCCAAACAGACUCCUUCGCUCCUGUGUGUGGUGCUGAUGGAAUCACAUAUCUGUCUGCUUGCUUUGCUGGCUGCAAGAAAAUGAAUCUGGCUGGCUGCUCCUGUCUCACUUCGGUCCCUGUGGAGAAUACCACCGUCGUUCCUGGAAAAUGUCCCAGCCCUGGUUGUCAAGAGGCCUUUCUCACAUUCCUGUGUGUGAUGUGUGUCUGCAGCAUGAUAGGAGCUAUGGCCCAGACGCCGUCAGUUAUCAUUCUCAUCAGGGCAGUAAGUCCUGAACUGAAGUCAUAUGCCCUGGGGGUUCUAUUUCUUCUUCUUCGUUUGAUAGGGUUUAUUCCUCCACCACUGAUCUUUGGAGCGGGAAUUGAUUCAACGUGCCUCUUCUGGAGCACAUUUUGUGGAGAGCAAGGAGCAUGUGCACUGUAUGACAAUGUGGCAUACCGAUACUUGUAUGUUAGCAUUGCUAUAAUUCUGAAAUCAUUAGCAUUCAUCCUGUAUACCACAACAUGGCAAUGCUUAAGGAAUAACUAUAAAAGAUACAUAAAAAACCAUCAAGGAGGACUCAGUCCAAGUGAGUUCUUUUCCUCUACAUUGACCCUGGACAACCUGGGGAAAGACUCUGUGUCCCAAAAAAAAACUCAUAGGACAAAAUUCAUAUAUAAUCUUGAAGACCACGAAUGGUGUGAAAAUAUGGAGUCUGUUUUAUAGUAGCAGGUGACUGAACGAAUUCUAUAGUGUCAUUUGAGAGUUCUCCUUUUUUAAAGGAAAAAAGACAUUAUAUGCUUCUAUCAGACUUACCCUGGGCAGCCCUUGAUAUUAGCUACAAAAUGGCCUAGCAAAGCAAUGAAUAUGUAUUUAUUGUAGCUAAGGCCUUCAACAUUUGAUUUUCCACCAGUAAUGGUAAUGCUUCAGAUGACGAAGGCUGGUUCAGAACUCAGUAGGCUGAAUAGGUUGGAGAGAAGUGGAUACAAAGCCAAACAGCCAGUGGGAUGCCAGUACAAUAUAUAAAUUUGUAUCAUUAUGCAAUAAUGCAUUCUGAUUGUCACAAGCGCUAGCGGUUUUCCUGGAAAAUGGCACACCAAGAAUGCAAUAGUCCAAUACCAGCUCUCUCUUUGCUAUGAAUGACAACCCAGAAUCGAAUACAUCAUACUCAACUUUGUUGCUUUCUAAACAUGAAACAACACAGUUAAUUUUGUUGCGCGUUUGUGUGUGUGUGUGUGUGUGCGAGUCAUGGAUUUAAAUGCAACCCUCUACAACCACAAAAACAUGUUAUAUUCUUUUGUUGCCAGGAGUCCUUUCUCAAUGAUGUGUGCCACAUUCUUGAAAAGUAUUUAUUUUUAACCAUUGUUGACUUUAGUAAAGUAAGUAAUGUUGUUAUAUAGUCACACAAGAAAUCAGUUGAUUGUGGCUACUUUUGCUAGCCUUGGUCAAGUAUCAGCAUUCAUUUGUAUGAUAAGACAUAUUUAUCAAAGACCCAGACAUAUUACAAAACUGCUUGUACUGAGAAAUACCUAAAAUUCCUAAGUUCAUCCCAUUUUAAUGUCUUCAUUUCUUCUUUCUUCUGUACCCUGAUUGUGUCUUCAGUAUAGCGUAUCUGGAGUAUAGAAAUAAAACUUCUUUAUUGUCCCUUACACAAAAACCCAAAGAUAAUAAUUUACAAACCUUUAAUUUAAUUUCACAAUCAAGAAAAAGUUCUGACAAAUUGGAAUUAACUGGCACAAAAACAGAAGACAGAAUGGAUUUUUCCUCUGCGCAGUGAUUUAUAGUUUCAACUCUCCUAAUUCUUCCCAAUAGGAUUUGGCAGUGGUUCAGACAUCACCAGCAUGUUGGUUUGUACAUUUACUGAUACCAUUUUAACAGAAAUGAGCAGGAGUGAGACUGCUGAAGAUAAACAGAUGCAUUUGAAAUACAUACCCCCAUAUGUAAUAAAAUGCAUAAAGUUUGCCCAGGUGCAGAAACCCAUAGCAACCAAUAAGAUGUUUGCUGUUAAUCAGGUGACCAAUAAUUGCUACCUGCCAUUGGUUACUGCUCCUGGCAAACUUAGUGCCUUUUAAUACAUAACCCCCAUAAACAAUUACAGACCCUAGACACAUUAUUGUCAUGGCUUGCUUAGCAGUUUUAAGGGUCUACGUCAUUCCAUUCAACCUACCCCCUUUCCAGGUGAUUUAAAACUAAAGACUUCAGUGCAGAUACAUUUGUUUCCACUGGUAUCAGGUUAUGUCACAUCAUAACAAAUACAAAAAAGUAGGCAGUAAAUGUUAGCCUGAAAUAUACUUUUAGUGGUAACUCUUGCUAUUUAUAUCACCAUUAUCAGGGCAUUUCAGUGGUAGGUGCCCCUCAUACUUAGUGUUUAUGCUUUCUGCACUAGCAAAUGAGUUUUAAUAAUUUCUUAUCUAAGAUAUGCCACAUAGCAAACGUAAGUGUACACCUGCCAAACCAAGGGUAUUACUAUGAAGUUGUUCUUCAUUUGUUGUAAUUACAGUCUUGGCUCUUCUGGGAAGGCUUUCCACUAGAUAUUGGAACAGUGUAGGUGGUACUUAAUUUCAUUCAGCCACAAGAGCAUUUGUGAGCUUGGCAAUUAAUGUUGGGGGUCAGGCCUGGCUCACAGUCAGAAUUCCAGGUCAUCUAUCAAGUGUUCAGUUGGGUUGAGGUCAGGGCUCUGUUUAGGCCAGUCAACCUCUUCCACCUCCAUCUCAGCAAUCCAACUCUUUAUGAACCUUACAUUGUGCAGGGCCUUUCCAGAACUGUAGAAGCAUAUUAUAGUCAUUGGAUAAUGGCACAUAUGUCAGCAAUUCUGGCUCUGGCAUUAAAAAUUAAUUCUAUUAAUAAGAAGAGGUGUCCACCGACUUUUGACCAGAGUGUACAGGUGGUGCUUAACUGUAUGAAAGAGAGCAACAAUCCAGCCAUUUGGGAACAUUUGCAAUGUUUUCAGUGCUUAGCAUUAGUAAAGCUGCUUUUCUGCCACUGGAAAAUACUGGGAUAUUAGAUUGAUAGGAAAAGUACAUUUUAUAGUAUACAUAACCAACGUGCCAAAAUGGCCCAAAAGCUUUCAUUUUGCAUAGCUUGACGUUAUUGGUCAAACAAUAUCUAUGGCCAAAUGUACUAUAGAACAGAAUUUUUAUUAUUCUUUUUUUUACCUUCUUUUCCACCAUGUUUUCAUUCUUCAAAAACAAAAGGAUUGUAAUUAAGAGUAAAUAUGUAUAAGAUUAAUCUCUCUCUGGCUCUUCAAUCUUGGUAUUAGAGGGUCUAUUAAAAAUGUUAUAACAUGCUUAGAUUAACCAGUAAUGAUCUUUGUACUUAUUAAUUUCCGAUAAUUAUAGCUUGGUUUCAUUUAGUAUUUUGCAAACUGUACAUUUUCAAAGAUGAUUUUUAUUUACUUAUGUGUCCGAUAAGUACUCAUAUUUCUAAUAUGAAAUCAUAUCAUUUUUUAAAACAGAUUUUUAUGUUUUUAUACAUAUGAAAACUAUGUUAUGGAAAUGAUAUACUUACACCAUACCUGUCAGUAGAUCACACUGAAGACCAUAGAUGCAUUUAAACGGAAAUUAAUAUGGCUUCUUUCCAUUAUAAACAGGCAUGAUUUGAAAUAGGGAUUUGAUGUGCAGGAAGUGAUUUUAAAAAAUGCUUCCUGAGACUUGGUUUAAACUCUUGAUACUUUCAUCUGGGAUGAGAUAAAACAGCCUCACUUGAUCAUCUCAUAAACCAAUCUUGAUUUUUUUUUUUAUUCAGGUAGGAAGAGAUAAAAACAUCCUCAUUUGAACUCCUCACAAACUGAGACAGCUCUGCUAAGUUUAGAACCUCCAAGAAAUCUGCCCUGUGCGCUCUGAAUUGGCAGCGUAAUCACCAUUACAGAUCUCAAACACAUAUUUCAGAUUGGCGAAGUAUAAAUAUAUAAAAUAAGCCUUCUGACAGAUCAGAAGAACACAUUUGUAAGAAAGUUUCUGUUCCUAAGUAAAACAACUUGUAGAAAUUACAUUGUGUAUUCUAAAAAGGAAAAAUAAUACAGGGAUUUUUAAUCAAGAAUUCAAGGGUUCCCAUGAUACCCGUAAAUAAAGUAAAUGUCAUCCUACUGUAGAAAAUACAGGUAUGGCCUCUCUUAUCCUGAACCCAAUAACCAAAAAGCUCUGAAUUACAGGAAGGCUAUCUCCCAUUAUAGGAAAUGAUUUCAUAGUUUAAAAUGAUUUCAUUUUUUCUCUGUCUUAAUAAAACAGUAGCUUGUAUUUGAUGGUAACUAAGCUGCAUGAAUCCAUAUUGGUGACAAAACAAUCCUAUUGGGUUUUGGUAAUGCAAAUUAUUGAAAUGCUCCUUAUUUGGUGAACCCCAGUUCACAAAUAUUCCGGAUAAUAGAUCCCAUAUCUGUAGCAAUAAUAAGGUCAUGAUUGUUUCUAAACCAGUACUUGAGUUGCAAAGCUAAUUCAUUGACCUACCCUGAAAAAGAUACUAAAUCUGUGAUAAUAAAAAAUAAAGUGGUCACGCUCAUAAAACUGCUUUUACCAUGUUAUUAUAUUUAAUAAUAUUUAAUAGUCAGGACUGUUCCAUUUACAGGAGUUAUAUAAAUAAAGUGAUAGUUAAAUGGCAUUUAUUGCAAGCCAAAUACUGUAGAUUUCAUUCAUUUUGCUUAUAAUGUGACCUUAAAGGCAUGUCUCUUUUCUUUAAAAAGGUCUAUUUAUGGACACUGCAUCUACCUCAGGGGUUAGUGGCUUUGUGCCUGCUGAAUGCUUGAAAGUGCAAUAAAUAAAUAAAAAAUAAAUACUAGUAAUAAAGACUAGUUGUACAUAGUGUGCCUGGUUGAAUCUGUGAUUGUUUGGUGCUGUAGUCUGCAAUUGGCUGAUACCUGCAGAAUCGGACCGAGUGGCCCGGGGCCCACCAGGGCUGCUGUCUCGGGCCCCCCCCCGCGCUGCGCUUGUGCAUGAAAUGUGCUUUUGCUGCGAUUGGCCCGAAGAAGGGAGGGAGUGAUCCCAUAAAGUAUAAUAUUAUAUUUCCUAAAAUAGCACUAAAAUUGUUAUUAAAUAUGUGUUACCAAAGAAGUAACAGAGUUUUAAUAUUGAGAAUCCUAUAAAUACUAUUUUAGUUAGAUGAUUAAUAUAAUUAUUGUAAUGAUAUUGUUAUAAUUAUAAUGUAAUGAGAAUGAAGAAUGAGAAGAGAAAAUAAUAAUGUUUAUCUUGUUCCGGUUAUUGCUUACAGACAACUAUUCUACACAAUCCCAAGCAAAAUUUGCCAACUGCUAACUUAGAGGCUGAGUUGGUACCUACAGAAAAAAACAUGUUUCAAGAGCAAGUACAACCAUAGUUUGUGCAAUUUAUACAAAGGUACCAGAGGGUCUGUGUCUAGGGUGUCAGCUUUAAGGCGGAGGCCCUCAGUUGCCUAUAUAAUCAAUAUAAUUUUUUUUAAGAAAAAUAAAAAUAUUCACCAGUUGUCAUCAGAGAGUACCUGCAUAAAUCUGGUAGCAGACCUAGGGGGUCUGGUUGUUGUGACGUCACUUGUACCAGUGACAUCACAUGCAGCCAUGUGCAUGACAUCACUUCCACAAAGUAGGAAGUGCAGUGAGAACUGGGGCCUAAGGUGGCACUGGACCUAAAUACAGCAAUGAUUAUGUGUCCGUUUCAGUUCCUGUCCAAUUUUUAUAAAAUGUGACGGCAUUUAAGAUUAAUAAUUUUGUUUUUUCAUUCCUAGUAACACAAAAAAAGCAAUGUUUUUACUUUUUGGGGCUUAAUGAAAUGGUAGGGUGCUGCUGUAUAUUCAUUCCUGUGGUACUACAGCAUUUUUGUUUGUGCCAAUGCAAUAUAAUGCUUGUCUUGACUCAUAUCCACAGUGCAACAGAAUGGUGUUUGUACGUGACAUUAAUCUUAGUGAUAACAUGAAUAAUUUUAGAUUGAUAUGACAGCAUUGAGAUAAUUAAGGAGCUACAAAAAUCAUGUCAAAAUGUUUAUCGAAAUAACGUCUGUCAGUUUUGCACUGAUAGUAAAACUUUUAGCUCUG